CUCUAAAUAUAUUAUCAUAUUGUAUUUGUUGUCACUUUGUAAACAUUCGGUUAGAUUUUUUAUUGUUCAAUUAAAUUAAGUGCUUAAAUACGUCAUUAUUGUUGUUGCAGGCGUGCAACUGCUUGCGUAGUGGGCGUGUCAUUCUUUUAGGCGGCAACAAUUCGAUUUCCUCGAGAAUGGCCGAACUAUGUCUCACAAGCGGUGGAGCUCGUCAGAUUCCAUUAAGCCCCCAUGAACCCCCUCUACUGCAUCAGCAGCAAGCCAAAGAUGUUGCUAAUACCAGUUCAACUACAAUGUUUAUUGAGGAUGAGGUUCAUGGUGUAAUAUGCCUGCCCGAUCAUAUAAAUGAAAUUGUGGAACAUCCAUUAUUUCAACGUUUGAAAAAUGUCAAUCAACUGGGAUUAAUACCAUCAUUACGACCAGAUGCCAAUCACAAACGUUACGAUCAUUGUUUGGGAACCUACAAUAGUGCCAAGGAACAUUUGAAUGCUUUGGAAUAUAACUCGAAAAACUUUCAGCCAAAGUUACCCAAUUGGUGUCGUAAUGCUGUAGAAAUAGCCGCACUUUUACAUGACAUAGGACAUGGAGCAUUUUCGCAUGUCUGGGAAUGUGUGUGCCAGGGUCAAUUUGAUCAUGAAUCAAAUUCGGUUGCCUGUGUGGAUAUAAUUUUUGCAGAUGUCCAGAGUCCUGAGCUACUUAAAUUGCGUGAAGAUCAGAAUGGACGAGGGGUACAAUUGAUCAAGGCUUUGAUUCUGGGCUGCAAGGAAAUGCUAACUUUUCCCAUGCUGGGACAUACAUAUAUAUUUGAUAUUGUGCACAAUCGUCGCUGUGGCCUGGAUGUCGAUAAAUGGGACUAUCUGAGGCGUGACAAUAAACGUUUGGGCAUUCUCAAUGAUAAGGAAAUGGAUUUCAAUCAGAUUUUUUUAAAAUCACGCAUUGGUCCAGAUGGCCAGUAUAUUGAAUAUCGUUAUGAGGACUAUCAUCGUAUAUAUCGUCUAUUUAUGGCCAGAUGGCGACUUCAUUCGGAUGUCUAUCAAACACCCAAAGUAUUGGCUAUGGAUCAAAUUUUGAAGAGCUUAAUCCAACACAUACAACCCGAACUGAAGGCAGUGCGUGCCCAGGAUGGGAAUGCCUGGUUGGAAUUGUAUGAUCAACGUGUCUUUGAAUUGAUUGCCAAGCAUCCAAAGUCGAUAUAUCUAAGGCAAACACAACGUCUCAGGGAAUGCUCCGAGGAAGAUGCUGGGGCUAGUGAGAAUAUUAUUAGAGUACAAACGCAAAUCCAUGGUCCGGGCAAAGUUAUGAUGCCCGAUGAAUCAUAUCCCCUCUAUGGAGAUAAAUGUAAAAAACGUCAAAUUGUUCGCUACUUGAUGUCGACAAAAAUCAACAAAGUAUUUCAAAUGGAUUAGACAAAGAUUAGCAAUAGUUGUCAUUUCGUCUCUCUCUCUCGCUCUCUUUGUAUCUCUUCUAUC
Molecule: messenger RNA, 1469 nt
Organism: Drosophila willistoni
Lineage: Eukaryota; Metazoa; Arthropoda; Insecta; Diptera; Drosophilidae
Gene: fal
Product: deoxynucleoside triphosphate triphosphohydrolase SAMHD1 homolog
Exons: 6
Coding region: 177-1406 (409 amino acids)
Biological process (GO): dGTP catabolic process
Cellular component (GO): nucleus
Molecular function (GO): dGTPase activity
Source: RefSeq, a predicted model, not a curated record